Effrenium voratum is the source of this 336-nucleotide messenger RNA. The record is from the annotation of a GenBank genome assembly. Lineage: Eukaryota; Dinophyceae; Suessiales; Symbiodiniaceae.
AUGGCGUCAAUGGCGCCGGUGGCGCCUAUGGCGCCCGUGGUAGGGGGCACCGUGGCACGUGCUGUCCUGGCUGCCCCUGCACUUCAGUGGCUGAUGCUGCUGCGGCCGCGGCGGCCGCUGGUGACGUGGCCAAGGCUAAGGCCGCCAAGCCCGCGGCCUGCAGCGGGUGUGCGGGUUCUGGUGAUGGCCAGUCCAGCCCGGUGCAGUCCAGCCGUCGGCCCCACAGGCUUGCAGAGCUUGCAGGGCUUGCAGGGCUUGCAGGGCUUGCAGGGCUUGCAGGGCUUGCAGGGCUCGCAGGGCUUGCAGGGCUCGCAGGGCUUGCAGAGCCUGGCCUGA